AUGAGCUCGAUUCGAGCCUAUACUGGUGCCGUUGGGGCAGGUGCCUACUCCGCCACCAAAGGUGCUCUCGAAAUCAAACCUACUAGGCAUGGUAGAUUGCUAUUAUCGGACCAACAUCUUCGCCCCUCCAACAUCAAGUUCGGCCAUCCUAGCAUCCCGGAUUAUGCAGAAUUCAACAAGCUAUACCAGGCUGGAGUCAGUGCGUUGUAUAGUACCCAACAAGGCGAUCCGAGGAAGGCGGCGGAUCGCAUCGUGGAUAUGGUACGGUCAGAAGGCAGGACCGCAGGCAAGUCCAUACCUACUAGAUUUCCCGUCGGUGCGGACGCGGUCGAAAAAAUCCGUGGUAGUUGCUCGAAGAAGAUGGAAAUCUGUGAUGAGUGGGAGGCUUUCAGCAGCGAUACCAAAUUCGACCCCCAGGAGUGA
This is a messenger RNA of Letharia lupina, 423 nucleotides long. RefSeq lists its product as uncharacterized. Bases 1 to 423 code for a protein of 140 amino acids. The transcript is spliced from 3 exons. Lineage: Eukaryota; Fungi; Ascomycota; Lecanoromycetes; Lecanorales; Parmeliaceae. The record is from RefSeq and is a predicted model, not a curated record.